Molecule: messenger RNA, 1350 nt
Organism: Pelagomonas calceolata
Lineage: Eukaryota; Pelagophyceae; Pelagomonadales; Pelagomonadaceae
Source: the annotation of a GenBank genome assembly
CGCACUCUACAGCAAAGCUGAGCGUAGCGAGACACCGCUCACUCACGCCUCACAGCGUUGCCACUGCGGAGACCGCUCACAGGCCAGCUGCAACAAGCUCUCCCAAAAGGAAGAUGACCUCGCUCCGCCGCGUAUUGCUCUGCCUCGCCCUCGGGGCGCAGGCCUUCGUGCGGCCCGCACAGCGGCUGACGCUCGGACGCCGCUCGCCCGCGCUCCGUGUCGCUGCGACCAUGUCCCUCGCCGGCAGCAAGCCGCUCAAGGUCGCCAUCGUCGGCGCGACGGGUGCCGUCGGCGCUGAAAUCAUUGGAGUAUUGGAGCAGCGCGGCUUCCCCGUCGAGGGCUCGCCGACGCUGUUUGGGAGCAAGGGCGGCAAGAGCGUCGAGACGAAGCAGUGGGGCACGCUGACGACGGAGGCCUUCAGUGUCGAGGCCACGAAGGGCUACGACGUCGUGUUCCUCGCGGCAUCGGGCGACUUCGCCAUCAAGUACGCGCGGGAGAUUGGUAAAGGUCUCAGUGAGAAUGGUGUGGUGGUGGACAACUCGUCGGCUUUGAGAUACGACGACGACGUGCCUUUGGUGGUGCCGGAGGUCAACGGCCAGCUCUGCGAGGGGAACAAGGUCAUCGCCAACCCGAAUUGUACCACGGCCAUCGCGCUCAUGGCGCUGUUCCCGCUCUUCCUCGCGUUCGGCCUCAAAAAAGUAAUAGUCUCCACCUAUCAAGCAGCGUCGGGCGCCGGCGCGGCCGGCAUGGCCGAGCUCAAGGAGGGCAUCGCCGACGCGGUGCAGGGCGAUGCCUACCUCGAGGACGACGGCCGCUUCGGCAGCAAGCCGAUCGCGAACACCGAGUUCGCGCACCCGCUCGCCUUCAACGUCAUCCCCCACAUCGACAAGUUCCAGGAGAACGGCUACACGAAGGAGGAGAUGAAGGUGACCUGGGAGUGCCGGAAGAUGCUCGGCUUCCCGCCGCUGCCUUCUUCCAGUGAUACGGGCAAGGAGCCCAAGGUGUCGUGCACGGCCGUGCGCAUUCCUACUCUCAGAGCGCACUCGGAAGCCAUCACCAUCGAGACGGAGAAGCCCGUCACCGUGGAAGCUGCUAGAGCAGUGCUUUCGGACUUCCCGGGCCUCAAGCUCAGCGACGACGUCGACAAGAACUUGUACCCGAUGCCCAUCACGUCCACCGGAAAUUAUGACGUGGAGGUGGGCCGCAUCCGCCGCAACGACGUCUUCGGCGAGAACGGCCUCGACUUCUUCAUCUGCGGCGACCAGCUGCUGCGCGGCGCGGCAUUAAAUGCGGUGCUCGUCGCGGAGAAAGCUAGAAGCUUCGCCUAGAUAGAUGGACCCCCUUGGAUAA